Molecule: messenger RNA, 2175 nt
Organism: Symbiodinium sp. CCMP2592
Lineage: Eukaryota; Dinophyceae; Suessiales; Symbiodiniaceae
Source: the annotation of a GenBank genome assembly
AUGGAGAUGUACCACGUCGUCGGGGCGCUGGUGCUGGAGUGUACGGUUAUCUACUACACGGAGGGACGCAUCCGGACGUCGUCCCCGCCCUUCUUGUUGGGCCUCUACUGGCUCUCGGCUGCCGGUACAUUUAUCUACGUGCUGCUCUGUGUGUGGUUCAGCAUGUACGCCUCCAUCUCUUCGCACAGUUUCGGGGUCCGGCUCUUGACGCGCUUCAUCCGUCUGCCGAUCCCGGGAAGCCAGCAGAUUAAUGCUCUCAAUGCUCGGCUUACCGACUUCGAGCGACAAGGAAGGAAGAUCAUGCGCAUCCCCUUCACAAAGGACGUGCCGCAGUGGCAGCAACGCAGGGACCUGAAAGAUCAGCCAGACGCGACCCUCGGCAUGGGAGAGGGAGACGAGAACUUCAUGACCGCUGUGGUACAGACCGGGGCCAUGAAGCAGCAGGACCUCUUGGAGGAGGGCGUGCAGGCCUACCAGGACGAUGAGGUGGGCCUCCAGCAGGCUGCGCAGAACCUGCCGGGAAAGCACAUCCGCCUCUUCCGAGAGCUGCAAGCGAAGUGGCAGUGCUACGACGCUUACGCUCGUGUCUCCAUGUCCCUUGGCGUGAACCACAUCUGCAUGACGAUGUCCUACUAUGUGAUCGGCCUCACGGUGCUGGAGUAUCGGUCGCCGUCCAUCAUGUUUGCCCUGGUCCUGGUCUUCCAGGCCACGAACCUGGCACUGGCAUGGCUGGACGUGGCCGGCCUCAGAAGGAAGACGAUCUCCUCGCUGGAGGUUCUGGGCUCGGUGUCCGGGGCCGAGAUUUCUCUCAGCUCUGCCUGUGGCUGGGAAUCCGUUGUGGACGAACAACCAGGCAAGGCCGCCCACAGCAAGGCAUCGAUCUUCUAUGGAGCGGACGAGUACCUUGAGGAGCUGAAGAAGAAGUACGAACAUGACCACGAGAUCGCAGCUCUUAAGAACGCUCUGCCGGGCGAGGGGGACCCUAACGCAGCAGGCGUUGCCCAGAGCAGCGACAAGAUGCUCUCCGUUCAGAAGAAUGCCGAGAACAGGAGCCUGAAGACCAAUCGGCUCUUCCCGACUCCGAAUAAGCCAGACCCGAUGCCGCAGAACUUGGCAUUCCUCUUCACCAAGAUCACGCCGGAGCAGAUGAUCUACAUGUGGAAUGUCCUUACCGCAAUCUUCUUCACUCAAGUGAUGAUGGUGAUCGGCUACUGUGCAGCCUUGGCUUGCUUCCCGGACUACUGGUGGACCUGCACGCUCUGCUUCGGCCUCCCGUUCUCGUACAUUGCCAUCCAGAAUAUCUACAUUGAUCACGAUGUGAUGCAUGGCGCCACCUUCCCGGUUUACGAGUGGCAGCGCUUCUUGACACAUCCAUUUGCUGAUUUUUUCAGCUUGCCGUGGGAGGAAUUCGUCCUGGAGCACAACAGGCAUCACGCCUCGACGGUUGACCUGCUGAUCCAGGGUGAGUUCGGCUGGGACCCCGAGGAGUUCCACUACGCCCUCCAGCAGUGGGCCGGACCGUGGGGCUCCAACUGGUACAAGUACCUGCUCACGGUCCCCUUCAUCCCCGUUAUCCAUUUCUUUGGCCUGAACGAUACCGGCUCCCUCUUCGCCUUGGAGUGGUGGAUGCACUUCCCCGACGAGGGUGCAGGUGGUAAGUGCAACAAGGAAUUCUGGAGCAAGUGGGUUCCACGCCGCGUCAAGCACAACGCGUUCGUGCUCGGCUUGUGGACAUGUGUGUGGUUGCUCGGCACCUACCCUCUGGGACGUCCUCUGAGCGAGGGCUGGCGGUUCAUGUUCGCAGUGUCCUUCUUCGCUCGCGUCGGCUACUCUGCGGCCUGGAUGUUCAUCACCAACUUCACUCAUAGCUUGCCUUGGAACGAGUUCCUGGCACAAGAUCCGGGCCGCACCUGGCCAGUGCUUCACAACGUGAUGGCCAUGGUGUUGGGUGGAAAGCACCGCUGGAACGAGAUGCUCUUCCACGAUGUACAUCACGCUUUCCCCAAUGCGGUCGGUACGCUGAGCCAGCGCGGCCGCUUCCACGGCUGGGAGAAGGUGCACGACGCUGCCGCCGAGGUUCUCCACCGCGGACUGUGGAAGCCCAAUGGUGAUGAGGAGACCCAGAUGCAGAAGACGCAGAAGAAGCGCUCCUUGAUGAUGAAGCAGGGCAAAUGA